Henningerozyma blattae CBS 6284 is the source of this 576-nucleotide messenger RNA. RefSeq names its product tubulin-binding prefolding complex subunit PAC10 (gene PAC10). The coding region runs from base 1 to 576 and encodes 191 amino acids. The record is from RefSeq and is a predicted model, not a curated record. Gene Ontology annotation, biological process: protein folding; tubulin complex assembly; microtubule-based process. Gene Ontology annotation, cellular component: prefoldin complex; cytoplasm. Gene Ontology annotation, molecular function: tubulin binding. The transcript has a single exon. Lineage: Eukaryota; Fungi; Ascomycota; Saccharomycetes; Saccharomycetales; Saccharomycetaceae.
AUGUCUUCAUUAUUCAAUUCAACUAAGACUAAUCCAAGAGGUAUCCCAGAAGCUCCAUUUGUUGAAAAGGUUGAAGAUUACAUUAAAAAACCAACUGAUUUUGAAUUAGUCUUUAAUCAAUUCCAAGAACAUUUAUCAAAAUAUAAAUUUAUGCUAGAAUCCAAGAAUUCUACUAUAAACCAAUUAAAUGUACGUAUACCAGAUAUCCAAAAUACUCUAAAGAUUUGUAAAAGCUUGUUACUACAAAAGAAUGAAGCAGAAGAUGAUGAAAAUCAAGAAAUUGAAAUGAAUUAUCAAUUAAAUGAUACUUUAUAUACCAAGGCUAAUGUAACCACAGACAAAGUUGGUCUUUGGUUAGGUGCUGAUGUAAUGAUGGAAUAUACUUUAGAUGAAGCUAUUGAAUUAUUAAAUAAGAGAUUAAGUGAUGCUAAUGAAUCAUUAACUCUUGCACAAGAAGAUGCGGAAUUUUUAAGAGAAAAUAUCACAACAAUGGAAGUUAAUUGUGCAAGACUAUACAAUUGGGAUGUUGAACAACGUUCGAAAUUACGUCAAGUUACUAAAGAGUUAUCUAUUUGA